AUGGAAAUUGACAAUUCUGAUGUGGAUGGAGGAGAAAGGCAAUCUCAAAAUUUGUUGGCUGAAAUUGAUGUGGGUCUAUUCAUAGAGAGUAUUCAGUCCUAUGAAUAUUUAUACAAUAUGACCCACAAGGAUUACAAAAACCUGAAAAAAAAAGAAUUUGGCAUGGUCAGAAAUUGGCCUUAUCAACAAUCUGAAAAAUGUCCAAAGAUGUGGAAGCUUCUUCGUGACCGGUUUGUGAAGGAAAAAAAUAAAUGUACUUCGGGGUCUGGGGCCCCAGAUUCCAGUUGGGUGUAUUUUCAUCACAUGCUAUUUUAUGAAAAAUACACAAGACCCAGAAAAACAUUUACAAGUACCAAACUAAAAACCAUAUCAACUUCGAUGCAGCCCCAGCCAUCCACCUCUACACAGAGCAGUAGUCGAUCAAACUCUGCCUGCUCUGUGUGGUCAACCACUCUAGAAAAUCAUAUAUUCUCUCCAGAGAGUGAAGAGAUGGAGGAUGAAAUACCAGUAUCCAGAGAAGUACCAGUAUCCAGAGAACCUCGAAAGGAACCAGAAAUUGCUAUUGUAAACACCCCUAGCUCAUCAAAUCCUAAAGCUGGAAAAAGAAAGGGAAGGGAAGGAGACGAAUUCUUAAAUGUGGCGAAGAAAAUCUGUGAGACAUUAGAUAUCCAGAGGGCCAAAGGAUCCGAACAAAAGGAUGCUAACAAAACAUUUGCUGAAUAUGCCUACUCGAGGCUGGCUGAAAUGCCAGCAGAUGAAGCAAAAAGAAAAAGGAGAAAAAUGUUAUUAAUUUUAGAGGAUGACGAAUAG
Messenger RNA from Sitophilus oryzae (rice weevil), 810 nucleotides. Its product is annotated as transcription factor Adf-1-like. The record is from RefSeq and is a predicted model, not a curated record. NCBI's taxonomy places the organism in Eukaryota, Metazoa, Arthropoda, Insecta, Coleoptera, Curculionidae. Gene Ontology annotation, biological process: regulation of transcription by RNA polymerase II. Gene Ontology annotation, cellular component: transcription regulator complex; nucleus. Bases 1 to 810 code for a protein of 269 amino acids. The transcript is spliced from 5 exons.